Molecule: messenger RNA, 336 nt
Organism: Caenorhabditis remanei
Lineage: Eukaryota; Metazoa; Nematoda; Chromadorea; Rhabditida; Rhabditidae
Exons: 2
Coding region: 1-336 (111 amino acids)
Source: RefSeq, a predicted model, not a curated record
AUGAAAAUAAUUUUGCUCUUGAUUGCUUUCUCGAUUCUGGCCACAGAAUGUUUUAUUAUACUGAAAGAAGGAAACACUGAUGCUGGUGGAUUUGUGCAGUGUUGCGGUAUCACUCCUGCGGUCAAGACACUGAAAUUGAGACAUGGAGAAGAUCAUCGUGAAGAUCGUUGUAAAUGCAAUUGUGGACCCGAUGAAGGAGACGGACCACAUGGACACGACUUUGUUGUUGUAUAUAAACACGGAGAUCAUUCUGGUGAAAACGGAUGUAACUGUCGGAAGGAGUGUUCAGGGAAAGAUACUGAGCAUCGUGGAGGAGAUGGACCACAUGGACAGUAA